This is a messenger RNA of Danio rerio (zebrafish), 2010 nucleotides long. NCBI's taxonomy places the organism in Eukaryota, Metazoa, Chordata, Actinopteri, Cypriniformes, Danionidae. The record is from RefSeq and is a predicted model, not a curated record.
CACGUGACUCCUCAGCUGGCCACACCCCCUCCGCUAAGUGAAUUCCUGUGAGAAGGUAUAACGUUAGAAGCGUUUGUGAUUUCUUCAUAUCAUGUGUUAGGAUGUGCGCUCCUCCUCAAGCCUAUAAUGUAAAGGAGCCACCGGAGCUGCUGGCGGAGCUGAAAGCCGCUCAUCGGCCGCGGCUGUACGGGACGCCGGACUGCGAGACCUGGAGCGCCCGCUUCUCUCCGGACGGCUCAUAUUUCGCCUGGUCGAUGGGAUUCGGGGUUAUCAAACUCCUCCCCUGGCCGCUGACAACCAGAGAUGCUGAAUCUUGCUGCAGUAAGGAGAAGAUACUAAACUGCAGGUUUCUGGUGUGGGCGCUGGCGUUUGGACCCUGCACAUCCACGCGAGUGGAUUCUGCACACCAGCACAGACGAGAGCAUGAGCUGCUGCUGGCUGCCGGUCUGCACAACGGCUCCAUCCAAGUGUGGCUCGUCUCUACCGGAAACCUGCAGUUUACUCUAACCGGACAUCAGGCUCCUGUGAGGGAUUUGGUUUUUGCUCCAAAUGGAAGUCUUACACUUAUAUCAGCUUCCCGGGACAAAACCUUAAGGAUAUGGGAUCUGGGAAAGAAAGGCGCCAGUCCUCAUGUGCUGCGGGGUCCAAACUACUGGGUGUUCAGAUGUGCUGUAUCGCCUGACAGCAGUGUCAUCGCCUCUGUCUGCAACCUCGACUCUAAGGUGUAUUUGUGGAGCUUGCGGUCCUACACCUUCAUGAAGCACCUCACAUACGAUCACGAGCGCACCAUGGCUUCAUGUGACUUCUCUCAGGACGGGGCGCUGCUCGCCAUUGCUUCCUAUCAUUCAAACACCGGCUGGUGGCUGGACCUGUGGGACCCCUACACUGCAGACCUGCUGACCAGAGUCCAAGACUGUGAGGUGUGUGCUUACAGAAGUGAUAAUCUGCUGACGUCUCUCAGUUUCUCUCCUGUUGCUCUGCUGCUCGCUUUCAAAGACUACAGGGCGUUACAGAUCUGGGAUGUGGAACGAGAUAAACUGGUCGCAGACACAGAUCACAAUCGGGCCGGUGGCGUGUGCUGUGCUUUCCAUCCACAAGGGGGCGUCAUCGCUACAGGGUGCAGAGAUGGACAUGUGAAGUUCUGGAAAGUUCCUCAUCUCGUCCCGAGUCUGAGACAUCUGUGCCGUGUUGCCCUGAGAUUCUCCAUUUCCACCUAUCAGGUGGAGGCUCUUCCCCUGCCAACAAAAAUCCUGGAAUACCUUACUUACAGGGACAUUCCCAAGCAAAAGAUUCUAUAUUGUAAAGAACACGGCAGGUGACUGAAAGCAAGUCAUGUAUGAGAAUCAAAUUUCACUUUAAAUGCUCGGAUGCCUAAUUUCCCCAGAACAAAAUGAUGCUAUACUUGAAAUUUUUAUUUAAAGACAUUUAUUUUCUUUACACAGCCAAUUUGAAAAUGACACAUUUCUUUAACAAAGUACUGAAAUGUGCUUCAUUUCAAGCAGAACAAUUUAAUUUCAACAACAUUACAGAGUUCUGAGCAAAACUGUGGUCAAAACUACAUGAGGUUAUUAAAGGAAUAAUUCAUCCAAAACUGAAAGUCAUUCACUUCUUCCAAACCUGUUUGAGUUUUUUUUUCAACGGUUGAAUACAAAAUAUAUUUUGAAGCGAGCCAGAAACCUGUAACCAUUGACAUCCAUAGGAUUUAGUUUUCCUCCUAUAGAAGUCAAUGAUUACCGCUUUUCAAGCUUUCUUCAGUGUAUCCUCUGUUCGUUCAACAGAACAAACAAAGUCACAGAGGUUUAGAACUGAAUUGAGUAAAUUUUCAUUUUUGGGUGAACUAUCUCUUAAUCUCAUGACAUCAAAGAUCUACGUUUCAAAGUUGGAAACCAAAUGAUCUAUCCAUCGCUGACGACUAUGUCUCUAACAGCCUGGAAAGCAGCGACCAUUGAGCUCAGCUGAAUCUUCUCGCUGGUUCCAGAGGCCAGACGGUACCUUAUUGUCGAGAAAGGG